This is a messenger RNA of Cavia porcellus (domestic guinea pig), 3428 nucleotides long. It is a transcript of the gene Ttpa, whose product is annotated as alpha tocopherol transfer protein. Gene Ontology annotation, biological process: vitamin transport; vitamin E metabolic process. The record is from RefSeq and is a predicted model, not a curated record. The coding region runs from base 699 to 1535 and encodes 278 amino acids. NCBI's taxonomy places the organism in Eukaryota, Metazoa, Chordata, Mammalia, Rodentia, Caviidae. Gene Ontology annotation, molecular function: lipid transfer activity; phosphatidylinositol bisphosphate binding; vitamin E binding. Gene Ontology annotation, cellular component: membrane; late endosome. The transcript has 5 exons.
UUAACUGGGUGUUAAGAGGUGAUGGGAAGGGGAGGGGGUGGCAGGAGGUCCCUCCGCCCCAGGAGGCACAUUUUUGGGUGGCAUUCUUGGCCAAAAGAAAAGUAUACAAUAAUAACUUAAGGUUCUUUUGAGCUGUAGUUGAUGUUAAACCAAGGUUUAUUUUCACGUGUGUCUGAACCCAGCAGCAGCUUCUGUAGCCCCAGGACCGCUUACACACGGAUGGCGUGGAGCUUUCCACAGGCCUCUUGCCUCUUGACCCCGCACUGAAGGACCGUCCCGGGCAGCAAGAGGUCUAGCUGUGCCAGGGCAGUAGCGCUCUGCCACAUGGACAAUGUUAAUGGGCUCCAUCCAGCUCCAAGCUUCUACAGCUCGGGAUGGAGGAAAGAGAGCGAGGAGAGAAGAGGUCUUCGGGCCGAUGACUUCUGAACCUCCCAAAGUGUUGACAUCUUGUUCCAGACCCCAGCACCAGGGGCUCCCCGUAAUGGGGAAGGCUCCGGAAUUAUUUAGAAUAAGGCCCAGUUGGCACGCAGCGACAGCUCGCGGGUUCCCUUAAGAGGCAGCCCGGGCCCUCCCACCGGCCGGGCUGGAGGGCGGAAGGCCGGCCGGCCAGUAGGCGUGAGCGGGGCGGUGGCCCGGAGGAGGGCGUGGGGCGGCAGGCGGCGCUCUCCGGCGCGGGAGGCGGCCGCGGCGUGGCUGGCAUGGCAGAGAUGCGGCCGGGGCCGGCGAGCGGGUCUCAGCUCAACGCGCUCCCGGACCACUCGCCGCUGCUGCAGCCCGGCCUGGCGGAGCUCAGGCGCCGGGCCCGGGAGGAGGGCCUCCGGCUGGAGCCGCACCCGCUCUCUGACGCCUUCCUGCUGCGGUUCUUGCGCGCUCGGGAUUUCGACCUAGACCUGGCCUGGCGGUUAUUAAAAAACUAUUAUAAAUGGAGAGUGGAAUGUCCAGAAUUAAGUGCGGAUCUACACCCUAGAAGUAUUCUUGGCCUUUUGAAGGCUGGCUACCAUGGAGUUCUGGGAUCCAGGGAUCCCACUGGUAGCAGAGUUCUUAUUUACAGAAUCGCACGUUGGGAUCCAAAAGUGUUUACAGCCUAUGAUGUAUUUCGUGUAAGUCUAAUUACAUCUGAGCUUAUUGUACGGGAAGUAGAAACCCAGCGGAAUGGAGUCAAGGCCGUGUUUGAUUUGGAAGGCUGGGAGUUUUCACAUGCUUUCCAAAUUACUCCAUCUGUAGCCAAGAGGAUUGCUGCUGUUCUUACAGAUUCAUUUCCUCUGAAAGUUCGUGGCAUCCAUUUGAUAAAUGAACCGGUAAUUUUCCAUGCUGUAUUUUCCAUGAUUAAACCAUUCCUGACUGAAAAAAUUAAGGACCGGAUUCAUAUGCAUGGGAACAAUUACAAACAAAGUUUACUCCAGCAUUUUCCAGACAUUCUUCCACUGGAAUAUGGUGGUGAAGAGUUUUCCAUGGAGGACAUUUGUCAGGAGUGGACAAACUUUAUAAUGAAGUCUGAAGAUUAUCUUAGCAGCAUUUCUGAGACCAUUCAAUGAGAGUUAUUUCAUCCAAAUGGUUUCCUAAUUAAAAGUACAACGAAAAGUUCUCACAUAAAUGAAGGGUAACAAGUAAAUAUUUUAAUUGCUGCUUGUCUUAUCUUUAAAAAUGUGAAUGUUUAAAAUACUUUUAAACCCUUUUUUCACUUUGGGGUACUUUAACGUUAAUAUACUCGAAUAGCGUAGGAAAGAUUCCCAAUUUUUGCACUCAGGAAAUAACAGAAAGUGAUUUUUAAAGUGGCUAUUCAUGUGCAUCUUUGUGUGUUUUUAUAAAGUUUUAUGUUAAGCGAAUUUUCUGAUUACAUUUGUUUAGUCAUAGAUUUACAAUAUCUACUUACAGAAAUAUUGCACAAAUCAAGUGAGUAUAAAAAACUGUUAACACUCAUUUUGUAUGGGUGUCAGAUUAAAUUAUAAUAUAGACCAAAAUGUGAAUAUAGUUUUACAGAUACUUCUGCAGGCCAGCAGGAUAGUUCAUCUCAGGAAAUCCUAUUGUAGCACAUUUGCACAGCAGAAACUUUUGACUGGAGACUCUAUAUUCCAUACUAUUAUAUAUAGAAUCUAUAGAUUUAUGUAAAGUUACAAUUGAUAACUGAUUAAAAUGUAAUUUAGAAAAUAUUUCAGAUAGAUCAUGGUUUCUCAAUGCUGCUUUAUUUAUUUUAAAAAAUCAAAAAUGUAAUUUUAACUCCUGUUUAUGGUAAUCUUGUGACUAUAUUACAUAAAUAUUUAGAGUGAUAAUAUUUAGUUAUAUUAUACAUGGAAUUUUGGGUUCAAUAAUUAACAGAACUGUGCAUAAGAAAUUAAGUCAUUGUCAAUUACAUCUGGCAUUUUUCAGUUUACACAUAAACUAGUUUUACUCUUAUAUCAGAGUAUUCUAAGUCUCACAAUAUAACUUUUUAAAAAGUGACUAGGAUGUGCUGUUUGUAGUGCAGUUUUUAUGAAAGAAUAUUUCAUUUACCAAGAAAGAUAUAAUCUCAUCUUAUAGUCAAUAUAUCUUUCGAAUUAUGAUAUAAUUUUAUACUUAGUAUUUUUAAAUGGAUUUUAUUUUAAACAAGAAAAUGAAAGACUAUUGAGUAUGAAAUUUGUUGAACACGUUCAGCUUGUUAGAUUUUGACACUAAUCAUGCAGUAGUAUCUUUGUACAAAGAUAUUUGCUAUGAGCAGUGGUCUUUUUCUUCAUAAGAAAAUUAGUCUAAUCAGGUGAUCUGAUACUUUAAUUCUUUGUACUUAUGACGAUGAAACUGAAAGUAAUUGUAAAUGUUCUUUAGAGGAAUGUGUUUGAAUUUGACAUAGCAUUGAGAAGCUAACUUGACAUUACACAUUUUAUAAAAAAGUAGAUCCUGUCUGUUUUAUUAAAGGAAUUUAAAAACCCUUACAAAAUUGUAUAAUUUUAAAUCAUAUAAUUAAAAAUCAUAAUAGAAAAAUCUCUUAAAAAGAUAAGCAGUAACAAUGACAGGAAUCUCAAGUUUAUCCAAUAUUUAUUCUUAGAAGGAUAUUUAUAUCCUUCAUUUACAUUACCUUCUUAAAAUAGUUUCUUAUAAUUCUGUGAAGGAAAAAUUAGUACAUGAAUAAAUAAUAACAUUUGAGCCAUCUUUUAAAAGUAUUUCAUUAGUGAUGUAUUUAAGAGUAAAAGAAAUUAAAGUAAGUUCAUCAGUGCAGAUACAUUUUAAUGAUGAAUCUUUGGAAUUUUAUAAAAUAAAGCAGUUCUCUGAAGAACAUCAUAUGAACAGAUAAUUUCAUGAACUAUCAAGAUAAAAAACUGUCUGUUUGUAUUAAAUACUAUGAUUGUACUGGAAGUGCCUUUUGAAAGGCUAAUUUCACAUGUGCUCAUUAUGUUACUGAACUGAACAGUAAUUUAUUUAAUAUUGUUUAAAAUAUUAAAAUCUUUCACUUAAAA